Messenger RNA from Pleuronectes platessa (European plaice), 3319 nucleotides. RefSeq lists its product as uncharacterized. NCBI's taxonomy places the organism in Eukaryota, Metazoa, Chordata, Actinopteri, Pleuronectiformes, Pleuronectidae. The record is from RefSeq and is a predicted model, not a curated record. The annotation marks the transcript as partial. The transcript is spliced from 2 exons.
GUGGAUGUGCUCAGUCUAAGUCAGAGUGCAGUACGGGACAGUGAGGAACUGAUCUCUUUCUUCAUACACAGCUGGCAGCAGCAUUUCCCUGCUGUGAGCGGGGCCUUCAUGGAUUCUCCGUACAAUGGCAACACGUCCCUGCAGACGUCUACCUCCAACCUCAACGCCGGCUACUCUCGACCCUCAGAAGCAGAGGAUGACGGGAAAGUGUCCAGCGACACCAUUUGGCUCUGGAUCGCCGUGCUGGCAACUAUCGGCAACAUAGUGGUGGUGGCCGUGGUUUGUGCCUGUGCCUUCUGACAGCAUGGGAGAGCAGAGCAGAAAUACUGCUGCUGUGUUGGAACAUUGGAAACCUUUAAAUGUAUAUCCUCGGAAAUGAUGUAAUAUAGCCUUAAAUUGGAUUUCAACUGAUGACCAUGGAUUUUUUAAAGUACACACUUAUGAUAGAAACAUUCAACUUGAAUUUCAAAAGAGGACACAAAACACAUUUAUUUAUUCAAAAGAGGUCAUCAUGUCAAAUAUUGGCCUGAGUCGAAGCCUCAAACCGACCAAACAACAACACUCUCUGAUACCAUACAUGUAAAUACUAACGCUAUACCCAGCAAGAACUCACCAUGUUGGAUUCCCAUAGUUUAAAGAUGAUCCUGCUCCUGCAACCUUGGGAAGGUUGUCACUGCAGUAAAACAAAUCUCACUAAUUCACUUCAUAGUUUUUCAGCUUUGGAUUUCAACCUAUAACCUUUCGAUGACGAGCCUUAUACAAUCACAAUCACCCAAAACUAGGAGCCAUGCCCUAUCAUCACAUCCAUGUUGAAUGAACCUUUGGAUGAAACGUUAUUCAGAUUCAGCCACAUUUAAUGGAUGAUUUGUUUUAUCAGCUUUCAAAUACAUUUACACUAUUAUUAUUAUUUUAAUGAGCAUUAGUCCCAGAGCUAAACACCAAAUGUAUUCAAUUUGGAUUCCAAACGUGAUAACAUCAUAGUUCACUGCUCGCCAAUGGUCAGUUUGUUAUGCAAGCCAAGCUGGUGUUAUGUAAACCCAUUCAGUCCCAGUUACACCACAGGCUCAGCGGAGGUCAGCGUUUGAUCUCUUACAGGGAUCAUAGGCCAGAAAGAGAUCCACAGUCGUGGCUGCGCAUGAUUUAGUUGUUUGAACGCUCAGAGGCCUGAGCCCAGUGACACAGAGUGUCAAGAGGAUGCUCGAUCAAAGCGCUGAACUGUAACCUGUGCUGUCUUUACUAUUAUUUUCUAUUUGGUUGUUUUCCUUUUUACAUUUUCAGCAUCCAGUGUAUUUACAAGAGUAAAUCUGAAAACUUGCAAUGAGGAACUGACCCCUGAGAAGCCUUGCUCCCUUUAGUUACGGUUGCUGUGUCUGCUAAGCUUUAUUUUCCGUAAAAAGUGCAACUGUUUUAGACAGAGGUGGCCAACAUUCAGAUUGGGUGUACACAUUUUAUUUUGGCUAUAUUUUCAUAUGGUUCAGUCAGACUUUGCAAUGCGAAACUGGAGUGUAACAUGUGUUUAAUGUCCGGUUUAACCGAUUGGGACAUUUGCGUUCACACAUGCGGCUCCUCCGGUUUAUGUCUCGAAAGCUCAAGGUUUGCAGUUCAUGUCUGAAAAAAGCUUUUGUCUGUUACAUGGUACAAAGCCUCUGGCUGGGUAACAAACUGUGGUGAGCCUCUCGCUUGCAAGCAGUUACAAAGAGUUGCUAAAAGGGUGCAAUAAUGGAAACUGUUUGCACCGGUUCAUUUAGAAAGAGCAGUGGUCAUUUACUCACUCACCCAUUGAGUUUUGCCAAUGUAGCAUGAGCUAAAGAUAUCUAAUAUCACAAAACAAUGCUGUUUGAUUGGCUCCUUGGCCUUGUACUGCUUGAUGUUAGUGGAGCUCUGUGCUGUACUUUUAGCUCCUUCAGGUUCAGAUACACGCAGUGGCUUCCAGCAUGGCCUUCCCCAGCAAGACCAAAACCUUCUACCUAGACUCAAGGAGGAUCCUACCACACCCAGAUGUCUCUUGGCAGUAGAGGUUUACCUUUCCCUUCCUCCCUCUUAAAUUCCACCUCAACCUCCUCCUUUGCAUCAUCGCCCCCUCUCCCUACCUCACCUGCAGAGACCACAGCCCACAUUUAGACACCGCCCUUCAAAAUCGAUGCUAUCUCUUAGUUUCAAAUUCCCCACCAUGCUUAUUCACCAUUUGAGGGAAAUGAAUCCUGACAGAAUGCUAUGAUUGGACAAUUGCUGUUUUUACGAUGGAGUGCAGGAAAACCCUCAGUUAUGACUUUCCCAUGCCGUGACUACAGCUUAUUUUUAUAUCUCCAUUACUUGAUACAUCAGCAAGUUCUAGUCUCCUCUGUGUCCAUGAACAUCCACACUAAUAGGUUACCGAAAAAAAUCCAAUUCAUCUGCACCCGCAUGUCUCGCAUUUGAAGAAACCAUGACAGCCCUCAAAAAGCCCAGCGGAAACAAACUCCUCUCAGAGAGGAGCAGGGCUCUGCAGCGGUUGAGCAGUGAUUUGUUGAAAUUAACAAGCGAUGGUCACAGAGAAUAAUUUCUGUCAGGGUUACUUAAAAAGUAAUAGAGGAAACCUCAUGAAACUAGCAGAAGAAUCCAACCAUACACUUGCUCAUUAGUCUGCUUCGAACUUUGCCUGGUGCUUGGUGCUAUAUGGACAGUGCGCUUUAAGCUAGCUGCUGAGACUGGAAACUACACUGACAAGAGCAUUGAGCGUGAACCAAGACAAGUGAAUAAAAAGAAUCAAAAGGCCAAAGGCUUAUUCUGUCAAAUUAAUUUAAGUCACUAAGGUAUUACCUCAGUAGCACCCUUAAGGCUCAUUUAUGCAUCCUUUACGUGCUGAAAGAGGUACGUCGUUUCAAAAGUGAUGCAACCAUAACUGCUCAUGUGUCUUUAUCAUUGGCAUGGUUGUUAGGCAAUACAUCCAUUAGAGGGCAGCGCAGAGUCGAGAGAGUGUGUUCGUGAAAUAACUUUAUGUAGUAUUUUCUUAACAACUCAAGGUCUCUACUCAAAAGGUUUCACAUUUGUUUCACAAAAUUGACGUUUAGUCCAUUUUGUGGGUAUCCGCACGCCUUCAGAAGAUGUGCCCGUUUACGAAAUGAAGUUAGAGAAUGCAUUUUAAUUAAAAAAAAGUCAUUCUAACCCAAAACGCAAAUCACCCUCGUCAUAAAACGACAUGAAAAGACAAAAAUUAUUAUCAUCAAAACAUUCGAUCGCAAAAUACUUGAAUGUAUUUUCUAGAGAGCCUAUGUCAACAUUUUUGUUUGUUAAAUUGAACAAUUAACUAAGAAUAUGGUAGAUCAUCAGGUCAACUAGU